Messenger RNA from Elgaria multicarinata webbii, 2025 nucleotides. RefSeq names its product interleukin-20 receptor subunit alpha-like. The record is from RefSeq and is a predicted model, not a curated record. Lineage: Eukaryota; Metazoa; Chordata; Lepidosauria; Squamata; Anguidae. Gene Ontology annotation, biological process: cytokine-mediated signaling pathway. The transcript is spliced from 6 exons. Bases 178 to 1992 code for a protein of 604 amino acids. Gene Ontology annotation, molecular function: interleukin-20 binding; cytokine receptor activity. Gene Ontology annotation, cellular component: plasma membrane.
ACCUUGGUAAGGGCUCAGGAAUUAUUCUAGUGACUAGUAAGGAAAGCUUCAUAGUGUUGCACAAUUCCCAGUCAGCUAUUCCUUUUGCUUACCGCGCCCACCAGAUUUUCAAAAUCCUGUGGUGCAUUGUGUAAAACACAAUGGCCUCUUAUUAAUUCACAUGUCUUUUUUAAUUGUAUGCACAGUAUUGUUACUUAUUUGCUUUCUCUUCCAACAGCAUCACGUUGUACUCUGCCCAGCCCAAAGAAUGUCCAUUUCAUCUCCAAAAACAUGAGGAACAUCUUACACUGGUUGCCACCAGCAGGGAUAGCAGAGGAUGAAUUAAUUUAUCAAGUGAAGUAUUUGAUAUAUGGUACAGAUAAAUGGAUUAAAAUAGCAGAAUGCAAAAAUAUCAGUCAAAACUGGUGUGACCUCUCACAUCGCACAUAUGACCACAAAGAGCUAUAUCAUGCCAGAGUGAAAGCCUUUUUACAUGGAAACUGUUCCAGCUGGGCAGAAUCUGAACGGUUUAACCCAUUAACAGACACUAAAAUUGAUCCACCAGCAUUUUCCCUGACUUCUACUGAAAAAUCUAUUUUGGUAAUUGUGGCGCCACCUGAGAAAUGGAAGAGAAACCCCAGAGACAAAACUGAGUAUUUGCAUCAAAUAUAUUCUGGCUUGCAAUAUAAUGUGUCUGUGUUCAACAAAAAAAUAAAGAAAAAGUGGAUGUUCUGCAUUAAAAACAACAGACUGGAUGUACUCUUGUUAGAACCUAAUACAGUGUACUGUGUCACAGUGCAGAUAUAUAUUACUCCAUUUCUGCUUAGUAGAUUUUCCAAAGAACAUUGCAUUGUUACUCUUAAAGGCUCAACUUUCAAGCAUACUUCAACAAUCGUAUUUGGAUAUAUUUUGCCUGUUCUUUUAAUAGUCCUUAUUGCUGUGGUGUCAAGCUGUUUUGUAUGCAGGUAUAUUCAUAUCACGAAGCAAAAGUACCCUACGAAUUUGGUUUUGAAGUACAAUAACACAUGCGAAAGAGACAAUUUUGUUCCUUCUGAAAUAAUAGUGUUUAACUUCAUUGAUGUGAAUAUUGUUGAUGAGAGCCCAACGCUUCAGAAGGACAGUCACUUGCUAGACAAUGGCUGCAACAGUACUGGGAUUUGUGAUGUAGACUACGUUGAGGAAAAAUCUUCAGGAAAAGGACUAGUAGACAAGAGAUUUCUAGACAAGGAAUUUGUAUUUGAAAAUGAGCAAGAUGGGAACAGGCCACCAAUCAUGAACCCUAUAUCCCAUGGGCUUCCAGACCAGAAACACAAUGAUGAGGUUGUGGUAUAUGCAUUUGAUGUGAGGGUUGAACAUGUGCAAGAAGAACAAGAAAGCUUUACCUUAAAAGAUGCUACUUGCACACUGGAGGAACUGCUACACGACUCACAAAAAGCUCUAUCAGGCUCAACAACUGAUGACACAGAACAGACCUACUGUCCCUGGUUUACCGCAGAAGGUCCAGCAAUCUCUUCGGUAGAGCAAUUAACAGAACUCCUUUUGAAUAAGAGAGAUUUUUCCCAUAUAGAAUUACAUGAUGACCUCCAAGUUUCUUUGAUAAACCUGGCGAGCGAUGAGCUAAACGAGCAUUUUUGUUCUGAAUGUGAUGUGACUGCAGACAUUUGUUUGGUAACUGAUCAAAAAGAGCCAUUUUUGGAUGAGAAAGGAACUGCAUUCAAAAAACAGCAACCUUUUGCAACUGCAAAGGAAGCAGAAGCAGAUAAUGACCAGUGCAUAAUAGUAGACUGGAAUCCCCAGACUGGCAGGCUUUAUUUACCUUCUCUGUCCAGUUCAACAAAUGACAUACAUGAAGAAAUAAUUGAGAGUAAAAUGUAUGAAGAACCUCUGGAGGAAGAAUUCAUGUCCAGACUUUAUGAGAAGCAGUGCUCUGAUGAGCUAUUAGGGGAAUAUGAGGAAAUGCAUCUUCUACAAUUUAAAGAACAGUGGGAACUACAUAUACAAAUGCCAGCCUAAACUUCUUUUUUUCAAUUCCUGGAUUUAGUUUAC